GUUACGCGAGGAACGAGGAGAGGCGGAGAGAGCCCUCGCUCUCGACCACAAAGUUCGAGACCUCAGCUCACAAAACGGCUCUACUCUCUGCACGUUCUCAGGGACUAUUGGACACUGGAGGCCUUCACAUCAGUGCUCUUCUUCGAAUGGGCACAGCCCAGUUCUGAACCUGUCCAAAAGCGGGGGCGGAUCAGGGGGCGAACACUCGGGCAGCGAAGCGGGCCACACGGGGCCAGAGGACGAUGAAGAUGAUGAGAACGUGAGCGACGCAGAUGAAGAUGACGAGAAGGACCAAGCUGAUCUAAGCGACGCUCCAGACAUAGGCGGGUUGAACAGCGCCCCUGGCAGUGACUCCCAGCAUGCCAUCAACUACUCUACACUUGCUUCGGCGGCGGCAGCUGCAGGGGCGGUCGCGCCUGGUGUUGGGGUCGGUGUGGGGGUGGACCCCAGCAUCUCUUCCACAGAGACGCUCCUGAGGAACAUCCAGGGUCUGCUCAAGGUCGCAGCUGACAACGCGAGACAACAGGAGCGCCAAAUUAACUACGAGAAGACGGAGUUGAAGAUGGAUGUUCUGCGGGAGAGAGAGGUCAAAGAAAGCCUGGAGCGACAACUACUGGACGAGCAGAAGAUACGGGUGCUUUACCAGAAGCGGCUGAAGAAAGAGAGGAAGGCGCGUAGGCGACUCCAGGAUCAACUGGAGCUGGAGAUGAAGAGGCGCUCCCAGCUGGAAGAAGCGCUCAAAGCCAGUGGCGCCUCAGCUGACGCCCUGCGCAUGCUCAAUGCAGAGAGCGGGAGUGAACACAGGGUGUCGAGUGGCGGAGACCAAUCAGAGAGCUCAUAUCCGAGGCAGCAGCCCGCUCAUGUCCCAGAACCACCUAGCGAGAAGCAGUGGAACUACUCCAGUCUAGACCUCAUGGGCUCUGGAGCUGCGUUCUGGCAGAAUUAUUCAGAGUCACUAGCCCAGGAGCUGGAGCUCGAGAGAAAAUCCAGACAGCAGCAACAGCAACAACAACAGCAGGCUGAACGGGACGUCAAAUCGCCCCUGCAAGAGUCACGUGCCGGCUACUACAAGAAUUCAGUACUGUUCACUAGCGCCACUUAGUGGGCAGUACAUCAACGCUUUGUAUAAACGUUCAACGAUCUCAAGUAGAAGAAUGAAACGAGUCAUCGAUAUCUCUACAAGAAUCACAAUAAUCGGCAGUUCUAGUGUAGAUAUUUCAGUGAUAUGCAUGGAGGCCAUCUUGUCCAGUGUUUUUUUUUUCUUUUGUGAUGUGAGAUAGGUUUGCACAUAUUUUCGGAAAAGGGAAAAUACAUAUGUAACACUCAAGAAAAUGUGAUUAAAUUAUAAUAAUAAAAAUCCACGGGCGCAAAAGUGAACUAUAUAAGACCGUCCUAAAGUUCAGUUUUGCUGGGACGAAACGUGUUACGAAUUCACCAAUUACGAAAAAGAUAAAGACACUGAGGAGGAAAUCCGUCGCGUUUUGCUUUAUUGUACAGAUCCUCCACCAUUUUAUGUGUUGUGAAUAUCGUGUUUCUGUCAAGAGGAUUUCACAGACAUUUAUCUAUCGUUAAUUUAUUUAUUAUUCGUUCAUUGAGAGAAGAGAGAAGUUAAUUGAAUCUGGCUUCAAGUUCACUGGAUAGGAUUCUUCAUUUGUGUCUGUGUAUGGUAAAUAGGACAAGAUGAACGCUUGUAACCAUACAUGUGAUUAUUGAACAAAAACAGAAAACAAUUAAGGCUGUUACAUACGAAUAUAAUAUCAAUAUAAUUAAAAUGAAUAACGUUACAGUGUUUCCAAUAAGGAUAUAGAAUGGUAUGAUCUUGUCAGUGUUUAUGAAUUAGAUCAAAAAGUGAAGCAAAUUAACAUUGCUGCAUAGGAACAUUUAUCGUCUUCACAACCAUCUUCCACAACUGAAUUAUUAAUAUUUCAAUUUCGAUUAUUUAUAGAGUGUGUGGUGUCAGCUGGCUACACUACCCCGCUUUUCAAAAAUGAAAGGAAAAGUGUUACUAAGUUCACUUACCCCCGAGUAUGAAAAUAGUCGACAAUUCAUCUGGUAUAAUUUUAAUUAUUAUACAUAAAUUAUUAUAAUUAAAGAAAAGGCUGCUUGCGUGGAAGUGUGGUGGUGAGAUUCAGUUUUUAGCCUACUAUUAAUAUCAUUAUUGUAUUUUAAAAUGUAGAUAUAAUAGACUACAAUUUUAAUGAUUUAAUACCGAAGGAAAUUUUUGUUUAUGCAGUAAAUUAUGACAACUGUGCGAAUCAUAGCAUACGCGUGCAUGGGGGAACUUGUAUUGUGUGUUCUGUUUUUGAGGAAAGAACUAAGAUUUAAAGUAGUCUGUGUCGUUGAAGAAACAAAAUACUGAGAAAGUGGACACUACGAAAAAUAAUUGUCGAGAUAAACACUACAAAAGAACAUAAAUAAUAUAAAUAUUAUAUAUUAUAUGAAGAAGCUUCGUAUUAAUUAUGAAUGGUCGUUAUUAUAUACAACAAUUUAAUGAAAGGAUCUUUGUACGUGUUAGCAUUUCAUAACAAAAAGCUUGGUGCGUGUCUCCCCCCCCCCACUUCUUUUGUGAAAAUGAGCAUGGCCUCCCCCCUCCAAGUGUUGGUGUUGCACAACUCCUCAGUCUAGAGCUAGAACAGUUGUCAGUGUUUAUUAAGGGCGGACACAGCACAGUUUUUAAUUCGCGUGGUUAAACUUGGCAGUUAAAUUUAUUUUAAAAUUUUUUGUAUAUAUAUAAAUAUUUCGUCAUUUUUAAUAAGUACAUAUAUAUAUAUAUAUAACUCUAAAAAGAAAGUAGUGAUAUAUUACUUCUACUAAGAAUUAAUGCAUCAUUGAAGUAAUUCUAAGGAUGUUUACGUUUGCCAAGGCGAGAAAUUAUAUUCUCAGUAAAAUCCAGGCAAAUAAGCUGUUUAGUAAAUAUGAAAUUCCACUUCUUUAAUAAUAGUAACAUAAGAAUUUCUAUCAACAGAUGAAUAUAGCAGUGGUAUACGACAGUGUGCAUGUGUUCGUCCAUUAAAACUGGUGUUCCUUUUGUAUAAAAGAAUGAAAAAAACUCCCAAAAAACACCACUGCGAUGUAUCGGUGUUAGCGUGUAGAAAUAAGAAUUUUUAAUUUUACUUCGCGCUGCCCCCAUUUCAGUGGCGCUAGUAAUAAACACUCGUUACAAGCACUAACAUGAUUUUUGAAAGCAGCCACCAGAAGUCGCCAUCAUUCAGCACACCAGUAUACGGUCUUUUGACAAUCAUAUUCGGAAAACACUUCUCCAAAAAUUCAUUUAGUAUGAAAUUUUACCGGAAUUUUGAACACACUUUCACACAGUGCACAGUGAAAUAGUGAUUCUUUUGCAAGACACUAGAGUCAAUAACAUUUUAGUUGUAUUACAACUGUGAAUCCUUCUUAAGUGUCAUAUAAAGCUAUGAGAAAUUACGUCAAUUUCUUGUAUGGUACUUAACAUUUUUAAGCAUAAUAACAACAUAUUACAUGAUUUUUAUAAUUAAAUGUUUGGGUUAUAAAAUUUCCAACGAUUGUGACUGAAGCUAAUACGUAUUAUUUAUUACUGUAAGUAUUUCCCUUGCACUCUUCGUUAGUCAGAACUCCCUCCCCCAAUUUCUGAGGUACCUGGGAUCGAGGCCUGUACAUUAUUUUGUGUAUGACGUUUGAUGUACAGAAAUUUUGGGACGGAGAUUUCAUGUUAACCGUGUUAGUCGGGCUAACACGGUUAAUAUGACCACUUCUCCCGUCAUCUUAACUUACCUAAUUCGAACAAAUAAGGACUCGGAGUGAACUACAAUGCGAAUUAAGCGCAGAAACGAGUCAUGCUUGUUGACAGAUAAUAAAAACGUAGCUUACUGAUUUUGUGAAACAUUUCAAAGAUUGAAUGACACAGCGUCUCAUAAUUGUAAUUAUAAUGCCCGGUCUUCUACGUAAGACGUACGUUAAUUGAAAUAAUACAGAGAAAUAAACGCGGUUACUACAUGUCAACCUAUGAGUUCGCAAAUACGAAAUCAAUAAACUUUUUAUUUGUGCAACAAAAGCAGAUAGACAAGUGCGAAAACAUUUACGUCUGAAGCAUCCAUAAUAUUUCUAGGAAUAGGAGUAAAAUUUUAUCAACUUCAAAAGGAGCUACAUACAUGGUAUAAUAAAAAUAUCUUAUUAAUAUCAAAAACGGCUUUAUAAAACGUGUCUCAUUUGUUACGCACUUAAAACGAUAUAUCGAAAGUUAAUUUAUGUGUUUAAUGUAAUUCAAGCAAAGUUAUAAAUUAACGCACUGAAACAUGAUUUUAAAUGUACCCUAUUAAAUGCCUGUGUCUCGGUGCGUUUAGGGCCACAAAUGCGAACCGCUGUAUAAUCUUUUUUUUAUUCUGUGUCUGUUAGCAGUGAGUAUAAGAAAAGUCCUGAGGGAUAAUAAUAGAGAAGGCUAAGCCGGUAUCAAAAUAGCUCAAUGUUACCUAAAGCAAAACAACCUUCAAAAACGCUUAAUGUAACAGAAGUCCAGGCGACGUUCAGGAACGCUCAGUUGUAAUGAGAGUCAAAUAACUUCCUAAACCGCUUAAUAUUAUCGUUGUCAUAAAAUUAGUUUGUUGGCCUUUGUAUUCAGCACUUUGUGCUUGCGUAUUUGUAUAUAAUUUUACUCUAAUAAAAUAUUUCUUAGUACCUUACUAGAGUAAUUAAUAUGGCAAUUAAUGAAGCUUCUUAGCAUAUAAUUAAUCGCGUAUUUCUAAUUCUGACUUUUUGAGAGUUAUGAAUUAAUUUUAAACAUGGAACUUUUGUUUGUUGAACGAAAGUUAUUUGUUCAAAAUAACUUGAAGCUGGUGAUUAUUUUUAAAGAUAUACGUACAAGCAAAUAAAUAUAAAUCAAGCAUUUUACAACAUAAAAUCCUGCUAAAAUUAAAGAGAAGGCGAAUAUCUUCCAUAAUUUCUUUAUGAGUUUAACGAUUUGAUUGUUCUAAAAAGUAGCAGUUUUUAGAUGCUGUUGGUAUAAUUAGGAUCAAAUUAAUUAAUUUUAAUUAAACGAUUUUAAGUAUAAUGAAUUUAAAGUCGUUUUAUUAUGUGAAGGUAGGCUUAAUUGAAAUCUGAUUCGUGAAUAAUAUUCCUCAAUGUGGGAUGCAUGGAAAUCUAGUUCAGUUGUUUACGAAACUUUUUGUUUUAUCUUGGCAGACUAGAAGCAGCGAUUAAGUUGACGGUAAAACAUUUUGUGCCAUUUUCACCUCGUUCCCAGGUUCCUGGUUAUACUUGGCCGCUUCACCUCGGUAUUUUGGUAACUGUAUAUUUGUGUGUGCCUUGUAUUGUAGAAACAAAAAGAAUAAGGAAUAAUAACGAAUAUCGAAAAGAAUA
Zootermopsis nevadensis is the source of this 5331-nucleotide messenger RNA. NCBI's taxonomy places the organism in Eukaryota, Metazoa, Arthropoda, Insecta, Blattodea, Termopsidae. The record is from RefSeq and is a predicted model, not a curated record.